Fusarium odoratissimum NRRL 54006 is the source of this 1349-nucleotide messenger RNA. RefSeq lists its product as uncharacterized. The transcript has a single exon. The coding region runs from base 218 to 691 and encodes 157 amino acids. Lineage: Eukaryota; Fungi; Ascomycota; Sordariomycetes; Hypocreales; Nectriaceae. The record is from RefSeq and is a predicted model, not a curated record.
AGGGCUGUUCCCGUUGUUGGAAGAGGUGGUCGCUUCGUUGUCGUAGGGAGAACCAGGGGUGUUCGUGAGCCACUCGGGGUUGGUGCCCUCGGUGUCAGUGGGCGAAACGGUGUCAACGUCCAUAGACUGACCCGAAGACCGACCUUUGCUUCCCUCGUUGCUUCCAGGGCCAUUUGUAAGCCAUUUGUUGGUAGUUACCGAACCCUCUGCUGUCGUGAUGUUGAUGGUAAAAGCCUCAGCGGCGUUGGAAGUUGUACUGCUCUCAGCAGGAGGGGGGCCGCUGGCAAUAGCAGCGGCCAGUAUGACCAUGUCACGAUCGAAGGCCUCUUUCUCGGCGGCCUCAGUAUCGUUUCGGGUGUCAUCAUCUUCAGCGGGCUCGCCAGAACCAGUGUCGUCUGGCGAGUCAAUGGCGUCUAGCUCAUCCGCGGCUGCAGCGCUUGCUGAAGCUUGGGCAUCCCAAGGGUCCUCUUCGUUGUUUUCUUGCUCCUGGUCAGACUCAUGCUCGGUGGUGGCUUCACUAGCACCCGCCGAGCCAUGCUCCCACGAGUCCGAGCCUGCUUCAUCACCAUCAGUGUCCUACUCCGAUGAUGUCUCGCGGAGACUCUCAGCCUCGUCAGGGGUUGGCGGAGGCAGGUGGACGAAAGAAGCAUAUCUGCCGAUAUCUUCAGACGACACAUACAUAAUGGCUUGAUUUCGAAGAGUAACGAGAAAGUCAAGCUUCUUGUACCCAUUCCUGAGUGCCUGUUCUCGGAUCGGCUCCGACAUCUUGGCCGUAUGAUGGAACCUCUGCCCCCACAGCGACAUGAUGGAAACCAGGCCACAGGUAUGUUUGAGUGUGUCUGAAGCAAGGUUAAACACUUCUCGUCGAGCAAAAGGAGAGCACAAAUACCUGAUCAACUGGAGAAGGCGGUGAUGGAGGAGUCGGAGCUCCAGGUCACGAAAGUAAUGCGAUCAAAAAGAUAGAGAACAAAACAACGUUCUAGAUGAUGAUUCUUGUGUUUUUAAUGGAAAAGAAAAAGCAAAAAGCGACGUGGGAGGUGGGAGGUGAGAGGGCAAGGUUUGUGUAGGAGGGAGAGAAGAGCGAAGUCGCAGAGUGCAAACGAGAUGCAAGGUCGAGAUUACGUUUACAACCCGCGGAGGGAAAAGGGCAGAAGCACUUAUUCGCAAGCUAUCGAUAAGAUACAGCUGACUACACGCCCAGAAGUGGCCACGGGAGCCAGCAAACACUUAUUAUAAGCGAGUUACUGAGCAUCAGGGAAAGAGAAGAUGAGUUCCUGAAUGUGAUGCCAACGCCAGUGACAAACGGCCGACGAGACAUGUAAAACGGCACAAGAAGUAGAGAGUAGAAC